AAUCUCGGCUCCGCCGCCGUUGAAAAGAGUAAAAAGAAGAUUGCGUGGUAAAUAUAAAAUUCAUACAUUUUUUGUUUUAUAUUCAUACAAGAAGGUUGAAGUUGACAUAAGUACAAAAAUUUACUGAUUCCGCACGUGAGCCGGAAGUCGCUGAUUCUGUGGCACGCACCGCGGCGAUCCACGGCUGGAUCGACGUUGUAAAGUGUUUAAUUGUGUACAAAGCAGAUGAUCGCUGGACAAACACGGGUCAGAAAUGAAUGGAAGUCACUUUGAACCAGGACCUGUACCACCUGUCCACCUCCUCUGCCCAACAAGUGCGAUUGGGAGAUAGACCCUGAAGAAUUGGACUUGUCUAACUCAACUCUUGUGGGGUAGGGUUCUUUUGGUGAGAUACUAAAAGCUAGUUGGUGGGAAACACGGAACACCAGUAGCUGUCAAGCGAAUUCUUCCGAGCCUUUCAGACGGCAGAUUAGUGAUGAAAAAGGGGCUUUGAGUUUGUCAACUGCAAUCAAUUUUGCAAUGGAUAUUGCGAGGUAAAAUGUGGUUAUUGUCAUUUUGGUUUACCAAGAAAUCCGAAACUUACAGUACAUCAUUGACCACUCGUCUCAAUCCCUCUCUAUCAUAAAGCUGUGUCUCCUAUUUUCAUGCUUAUCUUUUUUUAUGGCAGCAAAUGUACUCAUCUGAAUACAUACUUUAGUAACCUGCUGUUUAGAAAUGGGGGUAUGGGGGAAUCAAGGAUAAGGCUUGGGCUUCCCUAAAUUUGAAAAUGUUUGGCUUUUCCUAUAUCUGCCAUAUAACACCCAGCAAUAUCAAUAUGAGAUCAUUAUGCAGCAAUAAUUACAGUAUAUCUCAAAUAUGAAAUGGUGCAAUUUAUGUUAUUGUAGUACUUAAAAAUACUAAGUUUUAUGCUCCUCUGAAUGUUUUAAUCAUGUUUGGAAUAAAGGCAUGGCGUAUCUCCACAGUGAGCCAAAUGUUUUAGUACACAGAUCUCAAACCAAGGUUAGUAGGUGGUCUCAUGUAUGGUGAGAAUAGAGUAGAAUUGCUGCUGAUUUCCAUUUAGCUCGCAAUGGAGUCUGUGCUGACCGUCUGUAUAGAUUCUGGUCUUUCCCUAUAUGAUGAUAAAAAGCAGUGUGUUUCCAACGUUCUACUUGUCAAUAGCAGCGCCAACCAUCGAAAAGUGGGAGAUUUUGGGUUAAGCAAGCUCAUCAGGGUAAAACAUUCUCAUGAUGUUUACAAAAUGACUGGUGAGACUGGAAGCUACCGUUACAUGGCGCCUGAAUUCUUCAAGCACAGGAAAUAUGACAAGAAAGUCAAUGUUUUCUCCUUCAGGAUGAUAUUAUACUAGAUUCUCGAGGGAGACCCUCCGAUGUCACAAUAUGAACCAUAUGAAGCAGCUACAUAUGUAGCAGAAGGACACAUACCAAUAUUCAGAUCAACAAAAGUUAUUCCCAAACUAAAGGAGUUAGCUGUGCAGUGUUGGUCUGCAGACAUGAACCAGAUGCCACCUCACUUAGAGAUUUUGAAGAUACUUGAAAAGAUAGAAGAGUACCUCCUGAUAAUCACAGGCACCUACUCAUUUCAUGAUGCGCCAUGGAUGUUGCUGGACAAGGUGCCAGAGCUGCAGGCCUGAGACAGAUAACGAAACUAGAAGCGACAGAAAACUGAGCCACGCCAUUUUGGAGUUGGUCGAUAUAUUUAACAGUUGCAUUUCUUUUUCCCUGUAGAACAAGUAAUAUAUCUCGUCUUGAAUGAACUGGACUGUAUUGUACAUAUUCUUCAACUCAAGUUCCAUUGCCUGAAGAUGAAAAUCCAUCAAGUAUAGAGAGUAAGAGGUAAGCGAGAGAGUGAGAGCACUUACAAGAAGGGAACC
Messenger RNA from Salvia splendens (bonfire salvia), 1870 nucleotides. RefSeq names its product serine/threonine-protein kinase STY8-like. Gene Ontology annotation, biological process: protein phosphorylation. Gene Ontology annotation, molecular function: protein serine/threonine kinase activity; protein tyrosine kinase activity; ATP binding. The record is from RefSeq and is a predicted model, not a curated record. NCBI's taxonomy places the organism in Eukaryota, Viridiplantae, Streptophyta, Magnoliopsida, Lamiales, Lamiaceae.